CAGCUCGUAUGAUCUGAGCUAAGCGGUACGUACUUCCUAUGUGACUGCGUGUGUUUAGCUGUAACAGCAGGUGGUGCAGGAUGCAGACUGGAUGGGUGUGGAUCUGUGUUUGACCGGUCGACACAGUUCCUGUCAGUGAUGACAUUACUCAGGUUUUGUCUAACUCUACCUAAAUCCUAACCACAUCACCAUGGCAACAGGAAGAAAAGGCUCUACGUCCAAAGCAGGUGGGGUGCGUUUCCCUGACGAUGACGAGCCCCCUGGCUCUCCAACACGGAGAGAUGGCCAGUCAAACGUGGCUACGCUCAUUGCGGUCUCAGAGAAGGAUGGCAGCUACUUGGUGAAGGCUGGUUUCCUGAAGAGCCACCACUGUUAUGAGAUUGUCUUCACUGUCCCAGAUGUCCCCACACUGGGCAAAGAGCUCUCAUGUCUUCCCUCCUCUUCUCCAUCUCGGAGGUCGCCCAGCCUGCGGGUCCAGCGUAUUAACUCCACACUGGAGGGAGGUGUAAAGGUAACAUGUGAGUACAGAACUCACCAGGAGGGGGUGCAACAGGAGGAGAUCACCAUGGUAACCAAAGGGAGAAAAGACAACAGUCUAAAGGUCAGACUCCAGGCCAGGGUCAUUGACCCACAUCACGGCACCCCCAUGCUGCUGGAGGGGGUGAGGUGUCUCGGUGCCAGGAAAGAUGCCCACACAAAGCACAGCAGUGAUCAACGUGGUCCACCUAAAUCAUCCUGGAGAAACUAUGAAAAUAUGGGAAGAAGAAUCUGCAGCAGAGCUGAGAGAAAAUAAAAAAGCAAUGAAUUCAUGUUGAAAUCUAUGAAAAUGCAGUUUACUGCUUCACUAAGCUAAAUGCUUUUUUAUAUUCAUUCAUCAAUAAACUAUUUAAUCAUCGUAAUUAUUCUAUCAACUAAUUUCAGUGAUGAGAGUAAUGAAAAUGCUUCUUUCUUCUAGAACAAAGUAAAAUUAGAGGGAAUAUUUAAGCACCAUGUCCACAUUUUCACCUGUAAAUCUAAAAAUCAGGAAGAAUUUCAUCAGCAGCUCUCUGCAGACUGCUAUCGCCCUGUUCCUCUAAACUCUGCUGUAAUCAAUUUACUACUCAGAUCCAGUGGUAAUACAUUACAGACCUAUAUCUAAUCUUUAAUUAGAUAUAAAAAAAAAACAGCAAAAAAAGGAAACUGAAUGAACCCAAUCUAAUCACAGGACAGAAACAAGUCUUACUGAAGUCAUCAGUGACCUGAAGAGUGAGAAACUCUUGGAUCUGCUUGGUCUCACUGCUGUGUUUGAUACUUUUGUUGAUGAAAUUUGAAUUAAAAGGUUUCAUGAUUCAGUCGGUUUAACAGGUCAGGUUCCUGAUUGGCUCUCAUCGUAUCUAACGAGUCGACAUUUUUACAUUUCAGUUAUCUGUUUUAGAUCUGCACAAAUGUAAAUCAAGUCAUGGGCUCCCGGUCAGGGGUCAGGGGUCAGGGGUCUGUCCCUGGACCAUAGUCACACUUGGUACUGUCAUAA
Molecule: messenger RNA, 1510 nt
Organism: Oreochromis aureus
Lineage: Eukaryota; Metazoa; Chordata; Actinopteri; Cichliformes; Cichlidae
Product: UPF0687 protein C20orf27 homolog
Exons: 7
Coding region: 191-793 (200 amino acids)
Source: RefSeq, a predicted model, not a curated record